AUGAACAAGGAUGAAAUCCCAACCCCCUCCGACCUAUCUUUCAUAUCAGCACACAAACUUCCACACAGCGGAAUCCUAUAUGAAUUGAACACCAAGGAGUCGGACGCAUGGUUCAACAUACCCUCGAACCGAAGUAACUUUCUAGAAUGUUUUGGCACUAACGUAACAAUCAAAGACAGAUCAUACCACAUCCUCAUGGAGAACGUACCAAUAGCUUUCUUCCCAGAAUCAACAGCAGCCCUCGCAGACACAGAAAAGAAAGCCGGCAUCGCACCAAAGAGCAUCCUGAAAGCAAGAUACAUCAAACCAAUAGUGAGGAGAAGCCCAAACCAAAGAACUGCUCACAUAAUACUCACCUUCAAAUCCAGGGAGAGCGCUAACCAUGCCAUCAAAUUCAGACUAUCAAUUGCAAGUAAGAAGGUAUAUGGACAUAAACUCUUACCCGAACCAUCAAGAUGCCUCAAAUGCCACUUGUACGACGGAAACCACAUGGCAACCAACUGCCCCAACGAAGCAGAUUCCUGUGGAACAUGCGGCGAAUCACACCGCAUGACAACUUGCAGUGUCACCGACCAGAACAAUUACUACUGUGUCAAUUGCAAAGCCAAAGGCCACGCAGCUUGGAGUCGCAAAUGCCCUACAUUCAUAGGUAAAUGGGAAGUGCACAAAAGCGAGACAGCGAGUCACUAUACAGGUUCUACCCAAUGGAAGAUCCCCUCACGUGGGAGAAAGUAA
Suillus subalutaceus is the source of this 735-nucleotide messenger RNA. RefSeq lists its product as uncharacterized. The transcript has a single exon. The coding region runs from base 1 to 735 and encodes 244 amino acids. NCBI's taxonomy places the organism in Eukaryota, Fungi, Basidiomycota, Agaricomycetes, Boletales, Suillaceae. The record is from RefSeq and is a predicted model, not a curated record.